Trichoderma aggressivum f. europaeum is the source of this 264-nucleotide messenger RNA. RefSeq lists its product as uncharacterized. Bases 1 to 264 code for a protein of 87 amino acids. The transcript has a single exon. NCBI's taxonomy places the organism in Eukaryota, Fungi, Ascomycota, Sordariomycetes, Hypocreales, Hypocreaceae. The record is from RefSeq and is a predicted model, not a curated record.
AUGGCCCUUGCAUUCAUGACGCUGGCGGUCUUUGCCGUGCCGGGCCCGGAUCCCGUCGACGAGUUUGUCAGAUUCAUCUCCCUCGAUGUCGAUGCUCUUUUUGUCUUUGCUCUCGGCGGCUCUUUUCUCUCGUUCGAGAGCCCUAUCCUAUCCUAUCCUAUCCUAUCCCGGCUUCCCUUUGGCGAGCGAGACGCCACGGCCUGUCAGCAUGAGCAAAGCCGUCGAUUCGAACUUCCGAAAGCUCAGCUCUUGUUGGCCCUGUGA